Lingula anatina is the source of this 752-nucleotide messenger RNA. RefSeq names its product large ribosomal subunit protein uL14m-like. Gene Ontology annotation, biological process: translation. Gene Ontology annotation, cellular component: mitochondrion; ribosome. The record is from RefSeq and is a predicted model, not a curated record. NCBI's taxonomy places the organism in Eukaryota, Metazoa, Brachiopoda, Lingulata, Lingulida, Lingulidae. Gene Ontology annotation, molecular function: structural constituent of ribosome.
UGCAGCAAAGAAGAUGAGUGCAGUUGCACGAUAUUUCCACUCUAGGGCAGUUACCCUUGGCCUCUGUACCAGAAACAACACAAGGCAUUUCAGCACAAGCCUCCCACUGUGUGAACUGAGACAUAUGUCACGGGUCAAUGUAGUGGACAACAGUGACUUAGGCAAAAAUGCCAAGACCUCUGGCAAACCAGCUCGUAUAGUUCAUGUUUAUAAUAAACAAGGAGUUGCACGUAUUGGAGAUAAAGUUUUACUGGCACUUGAAAAGCAGAAGGUUAAAGGAAUAAUUGUAGGUUGUAAACAGAAGCAGAAGCAUAUGAUUCCAAAGUUUGACAGUAACAAUGUUGUGUUGAUAGAUGAAGAGGACACUCCCAUGGGCUCAAGAAUAAAUGUACCUAUACCAUCAGUGCUACGCAAGAAGGAAGAGCUUGCCAAGAUAUUAGCUAUAUCUUCUAGAUUUGUAUGACACUAGAUCCCAAAGAGAAAACCUGUCAAUAAUUAUUUUAUAGCACCCAAGUGUGUCGAUUGUCAUUACUAGUACUAAGAAUCAGGAGUCAGAACACUGCUUACACUUUUCUCAUUUGGUGUAAUACAAUUAUGAAUGUCGAACUUGUUUAAAGAAUUUGGGAAAAGUGGUUAUACACAUGACAUACUCCUUUUUAGCUACAUGUGAAGCAAGCAUGGAUUCCCUAUAACGCAUACAAACCGCCUCUACCAGUUUCUUAUACCACUGUUAUUCAAAUAAAGUCAACAUA